UGAACCUCACUUGAGCCUGCGCUACGCUCAUCGACACGUCGCGUCGCUUCCUCUGCGCUCACUUGUCAACAUUGACGCGCCCACCACGGGACGGGCUUCUAGGACAACAUGUCUCAAUACCUAGGCAAAACCCGCCUCGCGUACACUCGAACCUGGCAUCACACCAACCUCAGCACCGAAACCCGCCCACUCGGCCGCCUGGCAUCCCAAAUCGCCAUCACUCUCAUGGGAAAACACAAACCCAUCUACGACCCUUCCACCGACUGCGGCGACUACGUGGUUGCCACCGGCUGCCAUGAAUUACGCGUUACGGGCAAGAAAAUGACACAGAAAAAAUACUAUUCGCACACCACGAGGCCUGGGUCGCUGAAGGUUAUGACGAUGGAUAAAAUGAUGGCGAAAUGGGGCGGAGGGGAGAUUUUGCGGAGGGCUGUGAGGGGCAUGCUGCCGAAGAAUCGCUUAAGGGAUGUGAGAAUGCAGAGGUUGAAGUGUUUUGAAGGGCAAGAACAUCCUUAUAAGCAGAAUUUACAUCGCAUUGGCGGUGUUCCGGUCGUUGGGGGUUUGCCCGAGGUGCAGAAGGCAUUGAAGAGCGGGAAAGAGGGGAAGACGAGUGCGGCGACGACGACGACGAUUACGACUGUGGCUGCGCAAUAGGAGACUGGAGUUGAAGUGACCGGCGAUCCGGAGAUGAGGAAUCGGGUCUACUUCUUCCAGAUUCUCAUCCUUGGCGGCGAAGAUGGUUAUCAUGAAGGCAGGCCGCACUGGUUGUGACUACGCGGAUAGAACAUCAAGACCCAAGGAUCCGUACGGUACGAUGAACGCUUGCGCAGAGUACGUGAGCCCGCCACACAGGGUCGACAAGUCGCUUCGAAGACGCAAGCCAGGAUUGAGGUCAUGCCGCCCUGGACGAGUAUACCAUACUUGUCCUGCGCUGCACUUUAUUGCCUCCAAGCAUCUUAGAGAAAAAGAGUGUGGUGCCGGCCUAUUUCGCUUUUUGGGAGACGGAGAUGAUAAGCACCCCGGUCGUGUAGCGUAUCGCAACCUGUUCAGCUCUUCUGCUCGCCCGAGGCUGACGCCACAAGACUUAUGAUGCGAUAUGGAUAGAGCAAUACAGCAGCUUUAUAUCACGGCUACCUGCAAUUCGGAAAGCAGCCAGUCUGGCAGAAUCCUUUUGAGUGUGGUUACAUUCUCCUGUAUUACAUUCACUACAGAGCCGAAGCAGGAGGGCACGAAUCACUUGGACGGUGCAGGAAAGCGCCAUAGUGUGCCGACGGCCGAGCAGAGCUGCCACUAGGUAGACUGUCAUCAGCAUCAGCAUUAUCUUUCUGCCUUGUGUUAUCUGUCGCCGCGUCAAAGGUUCU
This is a messenger RNA of Sphaerulina musiva SO2202, 1361 nucleotides long. RefSeq names its product ribosomal protein L13. Gene Ontology annotation, biological process: negative regulation of translation; translation. Gene Ontology annotation, cellular component: mitochondrial large ribosomal subunit; ribosome. The record is from RefSeq and is a predicted model, not a curated record. Gene Ontology annotation, molecular function: mRNA binding; structural constituent of ribosome. NCBI's taxonomy places the organism in Eukaryota, Fungi, Ascomycota, Dothideomycetes, Mycosphaerellales, Mycosphaerellaceae. The transcript is spliced from 2 exons. Bases 109 to 654 code for a protein of 181 amino acids.